AUGACGACUGCGACGACGCCCAGCUCCCCCCUCGCCGCUGAGCGCGCUCGAGAACGCAAUGUCUUCUCUUACUAUCCCCAGUCGCUGGACAUUGUCGACCUGCGUCCGCGCCUCGAAAGUGCCCCCAAGCGCCUGCCCCCUGAAGGCCAUGAACCGCGCCCGUCCAAGGAUGCUGCUCUCGUUGCCUUCGCCCAGCUUGGCACCCAUCGUCUCGCAGCCUCGCGCGCCUUCAUCUCGCUGAUCGACAGCCAAUCGCAGAUCAUCCUCGCCGAGGCCACCAAGACCGUGUCUUUGGGCAACACGUCCAUCCGUGCCGCAGAAGACCCUCUCUGGCUGGGCAGUGCCAUCAUCCCCCGCACCUUUGGCGCCUGCGAAUGCACCCUGGAAGCCGACCACCUUGUUGUCAAUGACCUGCACCAGGACGAUCGCUUUCACGGUCGCCCUUUCGUCGGAGCCGCGCCCAAUCUUCGAUUCUAUGCAGGCGUGCCGCUGAGGACCCCCCAAGGCAUCCCCAUUGGCGUCUAUUGCGUCGUCGACGACCAGCCACGUGACGGCCUCGAUGACCAGGGCCUGUUUUUCAUGCAGGAUGUCGCUGCCACCGUUGUCUCGUAUCUCAGCGCCGUUCAAGCCUUCGACGCCAAUCGCAAGGCAGAGCAGAUGAUUCGCGGCCUGACCUCGUUUGUCACCGGUGCUGCCGAUAUCCAGCGUAGCGAUGAACUUGACGUUCCGCGAAAGGCCCAGCGACCCUCUGCCCCUUCACCUGCCCACUCCCCCCAUCAACAUCCUGAGCCUAAGGAAGCUUCUCCAACCACACCACGAGGCACCCAAGAUGACCGUGACGAUGAUGACGACGACGCUGACACUGCUUUGCCGCACGAUGACCUUCUUUCGCCUGGGACAAAGCGCAUGUUCUCUCGCGCUGCCAACAUUAUGCGAGAAUCUAGCGAUCUCAACGGCGUCAUCUUCUUUGACGCUUCCGUGGCCAAUUCUUCCCCAUCAGCAGAGGGCCCGUCCUCACCGUCAACCGAGGAGAGCGACGAUGCCUCUGCUCACCACCAUGUCGAUGAGUCUUCCGGAUCAACUGCCUCAUCCUAUGCCGAUUCCCGUCAUCCUACCUGUAGGAUCCUUGGCUUCGCUGAUGCAGGUCGCUCGAGCAGACAUGGAGCUGUGGCCCGAAAAGAUUAUCUGGGCUUGACUGAGGACUCUCUCCGCCGCCUACUCAAACGACACCCUCACGGCAAGAUUUUCAACAUUGAAAGGCAGUCAACGGACAAUAUACCAAUGAAGCAGACAAGGAAAGGGAGGGCGCGGCGCAGUACGGCUGUAGAAGCCAUUGUCGAUGUUGCGCACAACGCCCGGAGUGCCGCAAUUAUACCCCUCUGGGAUUACGAGCGACAACGCUGGUUUGCUGGAUGCCUUUGCUGGUCUUCGAAACCGAACCGCCAAUUGUCGUACGGAUCCGACCUGCUCUACCUCCGCGCAUUUGGUCACAGCAUCAUGGCCGAGCUGGGCAGGAUAGACUCUAUCGCCCUCGACAAAGCGAAGACGUCAUUCAUCGAAUCAAUGUCACAUGAGCUUCGAUCUCCGCUCCACGGCAUUCUUGGUGGGGUUGAGUAUCUACUGGAAAUGCACCUCGAUACUUUCCAAACUAGCAUCGUCAACUCGAUAGCUAUGUGCGGUCGAACACUGCUAGACACCGUCCAGAACGUACUCGAAUACUCGAAAAUCAACGAGUUUACAGGCCCGUAUGCAAAGUCUUCGAAGUCUGAAAGCUUAAAACCGGUCCGACCGUCCCACGCCCCGCCAAGCACCGCCCCUUCCGUCAACAUCUGCCGUUUAACCGAAGAGACUGUUGAAGCCGUAUUUGCCGGACAAUCGUACAACAUGGCAUCACAUCCUUCGGCCACCGAUGAUAAUGAUUCCUUCCUUUCAAGUGGCCCCAGUCCAUCAUCGCAGUCCCAGUCAAGGCCAGAGCUAUAUCCACGAAAAGCGAUACGCUUGAUACUCGACCUUCCAGUUCGCCCUUGUUGGACUUUCGCGAUACAGCCGGCAAUUUGGCGGCGGAUACUUAUGAACGUAUUUGGCAAUGCACUAAGAUUUACGGAUGCCGGAUUUGUACGGGUAUCGUUGGCAGCUCAAGACGUGAACGAUCAGGAAAGCGAGAUCACCUUGACCAUUGUAGAUUCUGGUUCCGGAAUGUCAUCCAAUUACAUCAAGGACGGCUUGUUCAAGCCCUUUUCCCAGGAGGAUCCCUUCUCACCCGGCACCGGCCUGGGAAUGAGCAUCGUGCAGCGCUUGGUCAACAAUUUGGGAGGAGAGGUGUCUGUGGAGAGCAGGGUUGGUGUCGGCACUACAAUCAAAAUCCACGUGGUCUUAUCCAGGCGCGAAGACUCGACGGACAGUAUUACCUCCAGGGUUUUCUCUCGGACCAAUGGUAUGCGCGUUGCUGUCGCGGGACCCAUGAUCCCCGAAGACGAUCCAAACCACGCGCUCGCUUGCCAGAGCGAGUUUCAAUUCCACGGCUCCCUGACGGAUUCCCUGAAAGCUUGGUUCGGCAUCGACGUCGUUCCUUUGGAUGACAUCAACGCCGACAGCAGCCAAAUGAUCAUGUAUCCUUGGCCCAGCUUCAAUCUGAUGUUCAAGCCGAGGUCUCGAAAAGGUGUAUCAAUGGUGGUGGCCAUGGAUGGCAUGGAGGCUUCGACAUUAAGAGCUGACGAAAGGGUUACAAGCCAAUGGAUCGACGUGGUCACGCAGCCUUGCGGACCAUCGAAACUUACAAAAAUCUUCGAGCGAUAUCUGUCUCUCCUCAACUCCAAUUCAGAAGCUCCAACCCAGAGGGAAAACAAAAGCUCGCCACUACAUGAGACAGCACCGUACGCUCCGAUCAUCCGCUCACCGUUUUCACGACAACAGGCCCUCGAAGAAGACGCUAGGAGCUCCAAAGAGGGCGCACCUUCUCCUACCCCAGCUCCGGCCGAAAGCCGAAUUCCCGAACUAGAACUUCCUCCCACAUCAGUAUCUACUGAGACAACCAACUCUACUCCCAGUGCUCAUACGGUUGCCGAGACAGCUCCAUCUCAAACCUCACAUCCGCAUCAACCCCAUACAGAUCGGCGCGAAUCUCGAGCCAAAGCGGACGAAACAACCACUCCCACUGCUCCACCACGUUCGGGCAACGAAAUACUUAUCGUCGACGAUAAUGCCCUCAACCUCCGCCUGCUCUCCGCUUUCUUGAACAAGGCUGGAUUCAAGAACCAUACAUCAGCUGCAAAUGGGCUCGAAGCGGUCAAUCUGUAUAAGAAAGACCCAUCGCGUUGGGCAGCCGUGUUGAUGGACUUGAGCAUGCCGGUUAUGGAUGGCGUGACAGCGACAAGAGAGAUCAGAGCAUGGGAGAAAAGGAACGGGAUUGGUGACGAGGGUGGAAAUGGAAAAGGCGACAAGGCUGACUUGGAAAGGCGAGGUCUAAAGAGGGUAUCCACGAAUGGGUACGUCGAAGACACGCCACCAAGACGGAGGGGAGGUGAUGAGGAAUCUGCAAAGAAAGAAAAGGAGCAGGAGCAUGCAGGUGAACAUCCUGCACCACCUGCUGCUCCUCCACCUGAGUCAUCUGGGCCAAGCAUCGAAGAGUUGAAGAGGGAGGGGGAGAGCGCCAACGAGCAGGCUGAGGAGAACAGCCUCAGCGAAUCAGCACCUCGGCAGCAAGUGCCGUCGCCUUCGACAUCGCAGUCAGCAGCAGAAAAGACGUCUCCCACUGAAGACAAGAAACAACCUGAAAAGUCGUCGGUUCCAUCAUCCUCUUCUUCAUCCACGUCAAACAGUCCCCAAGCCGCCGCCGACAGUACGAAUAAUGGCAAAGAAGCCGUCCAUAUCAUCGUCAUCACCGGCCUUGGGAGCGCCGCCGCACGCUACGAGGCAACCAGCGCCGGUGCUGACGUCUUCAUGACGAAGCCGAUUCAAUUCGGCGCAUUGAUGAAGACGCUGAAGGGCAGGUUCGGGAAGCAGGACGAGGCCGGUAAAGGUACCAAGAGCUGA
This is a messenger RNA of Lasiodiplodia theobromae, 4032 nucleotides long. RefSeq names its product Sensor histidine kinase response. Gene Ontology annotation, biological process: phosphorelay signal transduction system; protein autophosphorylation. Gene Ontology annotation, molecular function: phosphorelay sensor kinase activity; protein binding; histidine phosphotransfer kinase activity. The record is from RefSeq and is a predicted model, not a curated record. Bases 1 to 4032 code for a protein of 1343 amino acids. Lineage: Eukaryota; Fungi; Ascomycota; Dothideomycetes; Botryosphaeriales; Botryosphaeriaceae. The transcript has 3 exons.